GUCCUCAACACGUCACCCCCCAUGUUUGCCGUGGACAACUUUCUCACCCCGCUGGAAUGUGAAUUUCUCAUUCACAUGGCGCAGGACUCGUUUGGACCCGCUCCCGUCGUUGGCAAGGGCGCCGGCGAAGUCUCACCUUCCCGUACAUCCUCCACGUGUUACCUCUCUCGCGAAGACUUGCCCGACCUCAUGCGCAAGGUAUCCAGUCUCACGGGCAAACCGAUCGAACACUGCGAACUUCCCCAAGUCGGACGCUACUUUCCUUCCCAACAGUAUCUACAACACUACGACGCCUUCGACUUGGGCACGGAAGACGGUCUUCGCUUUGCCGCCAACGGCGGUCAACGCACAAUUACUGUCCUGCUCUACCUCAACGACGUGGCUCGUGGGGGCGCCACCCGCUUUCCCGCGCUCAACCUGGACGUUCAGCCGCGACAAGGCAUGGCCCUCGUCUUUUUCCCCGCCACCAUUGACGGCAUGCUCGAUCGGAUGGCCCUCCACGCCGCCAUGCCCGCCGUCGAUACCAAGUAUGUCUCGCAAGUAUGGAUUCGACAAGGCCAUUAU
This is a messenger RNA of Phaeodactylum tricornutum CCAP 1055/1, 564 nucleotides long. RefSeq lists its product with no specific name. Gene Ontology annotation, cellular component: endoplasmic reticulum. The annotation marks the transcript as partial. Lineage: Eukaryota; Bacillariophyta; Bacillariophyceae; Surirellales; Neidiaceae. The transcript has a single exon. Gene Ontology annotation, biological process: peptidyl-proline hydroxylation to 4-hydroxy-L-proline. The record is from RefSeq and is a predicted model, not a curated record. Gene Ontology annotation, molecular function: procollagen-proline 4-dioxygenase activity; iron ion binding; L-ascorbic acid binding.